Molecule: messenger RNA, 3154 nt
Organism: Magnolia sinica
Lineage: Eukaryota; Viridiplantae; Streptophyta; Magnoliopsida; Magnoliales; Magnoliaceae
Exons: 18
Coding region: 251-2788 (845 amino acids)
Source: RefSeq, a predicted model, not a curated record
GCCGAGUGACGCUGACUCAGCGGACGCUGGCUGAUUCGAGACCGAACGAGUCGAUACGAGUCAGCGACUCUAAAAGCCAUGAUUCAGGGUGUUAUCUGGCUCUCGUCUCCAAGUGCCACCUCCGGCUCUCGCACUGGAGAGAAGAGCAGCGCUUCUUCCUCAGCUUAUUCUUCUUCAUCUUCGUUUCUCCUGCCUUUCUCAACUCUUUAUAAUCGAUGAUGGAGCUUCUUUCCUAACAGAUCCACAAUCGAUGGCAAACGGCGCCCUCCCAAAAGCGUCCGAAAAGGAUCAUGACGAGGAAGAGGGGUUCCUUCUGCGUUCGGGCCCACGAUGGGGCCUGAAGCGUGAGUUCUCUUUCGCAUUGAAGUCUCAGUCUCAAUUCACGGCUUCUCUCAGUCGGACUCGCUCUUCAAGAAAGGCUUCUCAGAACAGCGUUCCUCCUUCCAAUGGAGUCCCUACUGCUGCUGCUGCUGCUGAUGUUGAUGGUCAUUUCAUCAGUAAUAAAAGACUCAAGACUUCAGAACGUUCCAGAAAACCUCCGAUCAAGGAGGAUGGAUUGGGGAUUGAAACCCCCAAUCCUGUCGAUGGUGGUGAUCGUGAUGCGAUUUCGACAACACAGAAUGGUCCAACAGACAAACCUCGCAGGAGGUUCACACGGUCGAUGCUGAAAGCUGAUGACUCCAAAGGCAUGGAGGCGGCGGCGGCAUCGUCACUACCUUCUUCUUGCAAGAAUAAGGUGGCAAGAAGGGGAAAAUCUGGCAAUGCUGUUAGCCUGUUGAGAACGUCUACGAAGAAGAAGCUCGAACUGAAGAUGUCGAAGAAGAUCGUGCUGGAUAACUUCCCAUCCAAUGUGAAGGAGCUGCUCGCGACUGGUUUGCUCGAAGGAUUGAAGGUCAAGUACGUUUUCCGUGGCAAUAAGAAAGGAGCACUCCGUGGAAAGAUAAAGGAUGGUGGGAUCUUGUGUUCAUGUACUUCUUGCAAGGGGCACAAAGUCAUUUCGGCUUCUCAAUUUGAGCGGCAUGCUGGUAGCAAUAAUAGAUACACUGAGCAGAUUUACUUGGAAAAUGGGAAUAACAUCCGGCAGGUAUUGAACGCAUGCAAUGGUGCUCCUUUAGAAAUGUUAGAGGCAACGAUUAUGGGUAUGUUGCCUGUCAGGAAAGCUUUCAUUUGUCGGAAAUGCAAAGAGACAUAUUAUCCAUCACGGGUUGGGAAAUCGAUGUUAGUAUGCAAUAGAUGCUGGGCGCUGAAGCAGCCUCAAGCAAGCCCAACUCGAGGAGGUGCUAGGUUACAAAAGCAAGCUUUAAAACGAAAGUCCUCUGACAGUUCCUCAAAGUGCAUACGGUUGCAAAAGAAGAAUGGUCGUCUAACAAGAAAGGAUCUACGACUGCAUAAGUUGGUCUUUAUGGAAGAUGUGCUACCAGACGGAACUGAAGUAGCUUACUAUUCACAUGGAAAGAAGUUGCUUGUGGGUUAUAAAAAAGGGAAUGGAAUAUUCUGUCAUUGCUGCAACAGUGAGGUCACUCCCUCACAGUUUGAAGCUCAUGCUGGUUGGGCGCCACGGCGUAAACCCUACCAAUACAUCUAUACCUCCAAUGGUGUCUCUCUUCAUGAAUUAUCGAUUUCCUUGUCCAAGGGUCGGAAAUUUUCUGCCAGUGAUAAUGAUGACCUUUGCAUAAUCUGUGCGGAUGGUGGGAAUCUUGUGCUUUGUGAUGGAUGCCCGAGGGCCUUCCACAAAGAUUGUGCGGAGCUGUCAUGCAUUCCUCGUGGUGAUUGGUAUUGUCGAUAUUGCCAAACGAUGUUUGAGAAAGAAAAAUUUGUAGAGCAUAAUGCCAACGCAUUUGCAGCAGGGAGGGUUUUAGGAGUUGAUCCUAUUGAACAGAUAUCUAAGCGAUGCAUUCGUAUUGUACAAACACCAGAGGUUGAUGUUACUGUCUGUGUGUUGUGCAGAUGCCAUGAUUUCAGCAAAUCAGGUUUUGGUCCACGAACAGUUCUGCUUUGUGACCAAUGUGAAAAGGAAUUUCAUGUUGGGUGUUUGAAGGAACAUAAAAUGGGAGAUCUGAAGCCACAAAAUCACUUUUCUGGUAUGCUAAUGCAACUAACACCACAGGAAUUGCCAAAAAGGAAGUGGUUCUGUUGUGCGUCUUGCAGUAAAAUUCAUGCUGCUUUGGAGAAGUUGCUUCGUCAUGGGUUCAAAAAGCUUCCAGAUUCACUUUCAGAUGUGAUAAAGAGGAAGUGUGAGGGAAAAACUGCGAGCAAUGGUGCUGGGCAUGUAAGAUGGAGGCUUCUUAGUGGAAAAUUUGAUUCUCCAGAUAGUAGGUUGUUGCUUUCUAAAGCUGUUGCCAUCUUUCACGACCGCUUUGACCCAAUAGUUGAUUCAACAACAGGCCGAGACCUGAUUCCUUCCAUGGUUUAUGGAAGGAACAUGAGGGACCGGGAAUUUGGAGGGAUGUUUUGCGCAGUAUUGACUGUAAACUCAUCUGUUGUUUCUGCUGGAAUUAUUCGAAUUUUCGGGGAGGAAGUUGCAGAACUUCCAUUAGUGGCCACAAGCAGUGAAAAACAAGGACAGGGUUACUUCCAAGCAUUGUUCUCAUGCAUUGAGGGACUGUUGGGAUCCCUGCACGUGAGAAAUCUUUUGCUCCCAGCUGCUGAUGAAGCUGAAUCCAUCUGGACAAAGAAAUUUGGCUUCAAGAAGAUAAACCAGGACCAGUUGGGCAAGUAUACGAAGGAUUCCCACAUGAUGAUCUUUCAAGGGACGUCCAUGCUACACAAGUCAAUUCCCAAGUUGUAGAAUGGCGGUAAAUCUUCCAAGGGCAGCUGAUGAAAGGAGUUUUAGCAUACCCCAGAUCAGCCAUUUCCUGGAGGAUUUGUAUGUUGGUGAUGCAUGUACAGGAAAGACUAUACACUCCCCCUUUUUGGGCCGUAAUGCUGCUUAGAAAAGAAAUAGACAACUCGCAACUGAAUAGAAAAGAAUAUGAUAUUUCAAGAUUGACAUCGGAAUUGAAAUCCAAACAAUCUGUACUUGCAUUGCCAACUAAGAGAUUGACAGAGGUUUCAAUUGAGUUCUCUUCUGAUUUGUCAGGUUUCAUCCCAUUUUUUCAUUUGUUAGCUUCUGCCAACAUUAAUACUUUGCUAAAAAUGCAUAAGUUCAGUUGAA